AUGGUCUCCUUUAAGGGCUGCCGUGACGUCACUUCUAAUCAAAAAACGAAAAAAAAAUUAGUCUGGAUUAAUCAAGGGUUGCCACGACCCGAUUUCCUUACGGACAUAACAAAAGACAAAUCCGGUCUAGUAGGUGCAUGGCCUCCUUUAACCCAACUGACUUUUCCCUUCAAGGUUGAAAUGUCCGCCGAGACGGAACUGUCGAUGCAAUCGGGGCUGCAGCCGACGGUGCUGCUGCCCCCCGAUUUGACCGCCCUGAGUCUUAUAGGGCAUCGCCCCCCCGCCCAGGGACCCCAUCUGGGACAUCCGCCCCCGGCGCACGCCGUGCAACAACAAAACGCAGGUACUUCGGGUGCCCCCAUAGGCCCGACAACGACGGCGGUCGCCCUGCCGGGGACCACGACGGGGGCGACCGCGGGCCCCCUGACCACGGUGUCGCCGCCCGCGGAGCCGCCCGUGUUCCAAUGCCCGCGCCGCCCCAAUUUGGGACGCGAGGGCCGCCCCAUCGGCCUGAAAGCCAACCACUUUCAGAUCGGGAUGCCGCGCGGGUUCGUCCAUCAUUACGACGUCAACAUACAGCCGGACAAGUGUCCUAGAAAAGUCAAUCGGGAAAUUAUCGAGACGAUGGUGAAAUCAUACACGAAAAUCUUCACGAACCUGAAGCCGGUUUUCGAUGGGCGUAACAAUUUGUACACCAGGGACCCGUUGCCCAUCGGAAACUCGAGGGAGGAACUGGAGGUGACCCUCCCGGGGGAGGGCAAAGAUCGACUGUUUCGCGUCAGCAUCAAAUGGGUGGCCCAGGUGUCCCUCUACGGGCUCGAGGAGGCCCUGGAGGGACGCACCCGUCAAAUACCGUACGAGGCCAUCUUGGCCUUGGACGUGGUCAUGCGGCAUCUGCCCUCGAUGAGUUACACCCCGGUGGGCAGGAGUUUUUUUAGUAGCCCCGAGGGGUACUAUCAUCCCUUAGGUGGUGGCCGAGAGGUAUGGUUCGGUUUCCAUCAGUCUGUGAGACCUAGCCAAUGGAAAAUGAUGCUCAAUAUAGACGUGAGCGCCACUGCCUUCUAUAAAGCGCAGCCUGUGAUAGAAUUCAUGUGCGAAGUGCUCGACAUCAGGGACAUUAACGAGCAACGGAAACCGUUGACCGACAGUCAAAGGGUGAAGUUCACCAAAGAGAUCAAAGGGUUAAAAAUUGAAAUAACGCAUUGCGGCGCCAUGAGACGGAAGUACCGGGUCUGUAACGUAACCAGGCGACCCGCCCAGAUGCAAUCGUUCCCCCUGCAGCUGGAAAACGGACAGACCGUCGAGUGUACCGUCGCCAAAUACUUCCUGGACAAGUACAAAAUGAAGUUGAGAUAUCCGCAUUUGCCUUGUUUACAGGUGGGCCAAGAGCACAAACACACCUACUUGCCCUUGGAGGUCUGUAACAUCGUGGCGGGACAACGGUGCAUCAAAAAACUGACGGACAUGCAAACCUCCACCAUGAUCAAAGCUACCGCAAGAUCGGCACCGGACAGAGAACGGGAGAUAAACAACCUGGUGCGCAGGGCGGACUUUAAUAACGACGAGUACGUGCAAGAGUUCGGUCUGACCAUCUCCACCUCGAUGAUGGAGGUGCGGGGGCGGGUUCUGCCCGCCCCUAAGCUCCAGUACGGCGGCAGGGUGGCAUCCCUUAGCGGACAGGUGGGCUGGACAAGUAAGCAGCAGGCCUGUCCCAACCAGGGGGUGUGGGACAUGAGAGGGAAACAGUUCUUCACCGGGGUGGAGAUCCGGGUGUGGGCGAUCGCUUGUUUCGCCCCCCAAAGGACCGUACGCGAGGACGCCUUAAGGAACUUCACGCAGCAACUUCAAAAGAUCUCCAACGACGCGGGGAUGCCCAUCAUAGGGCAGCCGUGCUUCUGUAAAUACGCCACCGGACCGGAUCAGGUGGAACCGAUGUUCCGGUACCUGAAAACCACGUUCCAGGCGUUGCAACUGGUCGUGGUCGUAUUGCCUGGGAAAACUCCGGUUUAUGCCGAAGUGAAACGCGUGGGAGACACGGUACUCGGCAUGGCGACGCAAUGCGUCCAAGCGAAAAACGUGAACAAAACGUCGCCGCAGACCCUCUCGAAUUUAUGUUUGAAGAUCAACGUGAAAUUGGGCGGCAUCAACAGCAUCCUGGUGCCCUCCAUCCGCCCCAAGAUCUUCAACGAGCCGGUGAUUUUCUUGGGGGCGGACGUGACGCAUCCGCCCGCCGGCGACAACAAGAAACCGUCGAUCGCGGCGGUCGUCGGCUCGAUGGACGCCCAUCCGUCACGUUACGCCGCCACCGUCAGGGUGCAGCAGCAUCGUCAAGAAAUUAUCCAGGAAUUAAGUUCCAUGGUCAGGGAACUCCUGUUAAUGUUUUACAAAUCCACGGGCGGUUAUAAACCGGUCAGGAUCAUCCUGUACAGGGACGGAGUGUCCGAGGGACAAUUUUUGCAAUUGUUACAGCACGAAUUGACCGCUAUCAGGGAGGCCUGUAUCAAAUUGGAGGCGGAUUAUAAGCCGGGCAUCACGUUCAUCGUGGUGCAAAAGAGGCAUCACACGCGACUAUUUUGUGCGGAUAAAAAGGAACAGAGCGGUAAGAGCGGGAAUAUUCCCGCGGGAACGACCGUCGACGUGGGAAUCACCCAUCCCACGGAGUUCGACUUUUAUUUGUGCAGUCAUCAGGGGAUACAGGGCACCUCGAGACCGUCCCACUAUCACGUGCUGUGGGACGACUCGCACCUCGACUCGGACGAGUUACAGUGCCUCACCUACCAGUUGUGCCACACGUACGUGAGGUGCACCCGGUCGGUUUCUAUACCGGCCCCCGCCUACUACGCCCAUUUGGUCGCCUUUAGAGCGCGAUACCAUUUGGUAGAAAAGGAACACGACAGGUGGGUCGUUUCCCUUGGGAGACGAAUUUUUUGUCAUUUGUUUCUUUUUUUUUUUUUUAGCGGUGAAGGUUCGCAUCAGUCCGGUUCUUCGGAGGACAGGACUCCGGGGGCUAUGGCGCGUGCCAUCACCGUACACGCGGACACCAAGAAGGUCAUGUAUUUCGCCUAAAAAAAAAAAUAGGCAUAUUAUAUACAUACGAUAUCGUUAUGUAUAUUAUUUGACCGCUAAUCGAAUCGUUUUCUUUUUAGUGUGUAUGUAUAUAAUUAUUAUUGUGUAAUGAUGAUCAUUCCAAAAACAGCCAAAAUGACUCUAAUAACACUGCUAAAUGGGGGCCCAAAAAAAAGGGGCGUGGUUUCCCGGGAAAACAAUCGAAAGUCCUCGAUUAAAAAUGGCCGAAUUACGGUCCUCGUUUAGCGCCAUAUCGCCCGUAUUUAUUAUGAAUAUAUCAGUUUAUUUUAUCGACUCUCACUACUACAAAUUAGGUUUAGGGUUUCCAAUACUGUCCAAUAAAAGUUUAUAUAUAUAUAUUGUAUCCCCCCGACCCUUUUACACCCCACUCCCCCCCGCAAGUCUUUCUACUGUUUUUUUCCUCCCCCCACAAAUUAUCAUUAUCGAGCUUUAAUUUAAUUUUAGUGUUUUAGUACGUUAAGAGUUCGUUUGUUUUUUUUUUUUUACGACCAAAGCUGUCCGGGUGAAAAUCGCUUGACAAUAAGUAACGUGUGAACUCGCCCUUAUUUUUGGAGGGUUUGAUAUUAAUAUGGAAUUAAACCGAUAGAGGCGUGAGAUUUCAUCAACGGAAGACAGCUAUUUAAUUAUUUUUUUUUUUUAGGUUAAGGGUGGACCCGGGGGUGUAUUUUAGGGUGUGAAAUAUAGGGGUUUUCUAGGCGCAAAUUAUUUUUUUUUUUUAAGCUGAGCCGUCCCUGUAAGAGUCUUCAGGAGCGGGUGGAGGGGUCUGUGAAAAAAGUCACUGUGUCUAGAAAAAUUGAUUUUUUUAAAUUUUCUGUGGGUGUAUCGGAAAAUGCUGAAGUACGGGUCUAGUGAAUUGUAUUGGGCCGCCCCUGUACGGAAUUUCAAUAGUGAAACUGGCUUGGCUUAAGAGUUCCAAGCAUUUUGUGAAUUAAAAAAAAAAAAAAAAAAUUCUCCAAAAAAGUAAUUUUUUUUCAACCCCCUGUAGGUUUUUCAAAAAAUGCUGAAAUACGUGUCUAAUGAAUUAUAUCGAGCCGCCCCUGUACGAAAUUUCAACAGUCAAACUGCCUUGGCUUAAGAGUUCCAAGAAUUUGAUAAAAAUCAACCCUUUUCCAAAAAAUCAAUUUUUCUCAACCCCUUGUAGGUUAUUCAAAAAACGCUGUAAUACGUGUCUAAUGAAUUAUAUCGAGCCACCCCUGUACGAAAUUUCAACAGUCAAACUGCCUUGGCUUAAGAGUUCCAAGCAUUUUAUAAAAAUCAACCCUCCUCCAAAAAAUCAAUUUUUCUCAACCCCUUGUAGGUUUUUAAAAAAAUGAUGAAAUACGUGUCUAAUGAAUUAUAUCGAGCCACCCCUGUACGAAAUUUCAACAGUCAAACUGCCUUGGCUUAAGAGUUCCAAGCAUUUUAUAAAAAUCAACCCUCCUCCAAAAAAUCAAUUUUUCUCAACCCCUUGUAGGUUUUUAAAAAAAUGAUGAAAUACGUGUCUAAUGAAUUAUAUCGAGCCACCCCUGUACGAAAUUUCAACAGUCAAACUGCCUUGGCUUAAGAGUUCCAAGAAUUUUAUAAAAAUCAACCCUCUUCCAAAAAAUCAAUUUUUCUCAACCCCUUGUAGGUUUUUCAAAAAAUACUGAAACACGUGUCUAAUGAAUUAUAUCGAGCCACCCCUGUACGAAAUUUCAACAGUCAAACUGCCUUGGCUUAAGAGUUCCAAGCAUCUCGUGAAUUUAAAAAAUAAAACAAAAUUCUGCAAAAAAAACAAUUUUUCUCAACCCCUUGUAGGUUUUUCAAAAAACGCUGAAAUACGUGUCUAAUGAAUUAUAUCGAGCCGCCCCUGUACGAAAUUUCAACAGUCAGACUGCCUUGGCUUAAAAGUUCCAAGCAUUUCGUGAAUUUAAAAAAUAAAAUAAAAGUCUGCAAAAAAAUCAAUUUUUCUCAACCCCUUGUAGGUUUUUCAAAAAACGCUGAAAUAAGUGUCUAAUGAAUUAUAUCGAGCCGCCCCUGUACGAAAUUUCAACAGUCAAACUGCCUUGGCUUAAGAGUUCCAAGCAUCUCGUGAAUUUAAAAAAUAAAAUAAAAGUCUGCAAAAAAAUCAAUUUUUCUCAACCCCUUGUAGGUUUUUCAAAAAACGCUGAAAUACGUCUCUAAUGAAUUUUAUCGAGCCACCCCUGUACGAAAUUUCAACAGUCAAACUGCCUUGGCUUAAGAGUUCCACGCAUUUCGUGAAUUUAAAAAAUAAAAUAAAAUUCUGCAAAAAAAUCAAUUUUUUUCAACCCCUUGUCGGCUUUUCAAAAAACGCUGAAAUACGUGUCUAAUGAAUUACAUCGAGCCGCCCCUGUACGAAAUUUCAACAGUCAAACUGCCUUGGCUUAAGAGUUCCAAGCAUCUCGUGAAUUUAAAAAAUAAAAUAAAAUUCUGCAGAAAAAUCAAUUUUUCUCGACCCCUUGUAGGUUUUUCAAAAAACGCUGAAACACGUGUCUAAUGAAUUAUAUCGAGCCACCCCUGUACGAAAUUUCAACAGUCAAAGUGCCUUGGCUUAAGAGUUCCAAGCAUCUCGUGAAUUUAAAAAAUAAAAUAAAAUUCUGCGAAAAAAUCAAUUUUUCUCAACCCCUUGUAGGUUUUUCAAAAAACGCUGAAAUACGUGUCUAAUGAAUUAUAUCGAGCCACCCCUGUACGAAAUUUCAACAGUCAAACUGCCUUGGCUUAAGAGUUCCAAGCAUUUUAU
This is a messenger RNA of Anthonomus grandis grandis, 5806 nucleotides long. RefSeq names its product protein argonaute-2. Bases 1 to 3066 code for a protein of 1021 amino acids. The transcript has 15 exons. NCBI's taxonomy places the organism in Eukaryota, Metazoa, Arthropoda, Insecta, Coleoptera, Curculionidae. Gene Ontology annotation, molecular function: RNA binding; protein binding. The record is from RefSeq and is a predicted model, not a curated record.